This is a messenger RNA of Podarcis muralis (Common wall lizard), 3463 nucleotides long. It is a transcript of the gene HEBP2, whose product is annotated as heme binding protein 2. Gene Ontology annotation, molecular function: heme binding. Gene Ontology annotation, cellular component: cytoplasm. The record is from RefSeq and is a predicted model, not a curated record. Lineage: Eukaryota; Metazoa; Chordata; Lepidosauria; Squamata; Lacertidae.
UGGCUGGAAAGGCGGCCAAGUGCCCCCCCACCCCCCAAUGCCGUCAGCGGCUCUUCCUCACAACUUUGCAAGGGGGGGGCGUUGUUUGCUCCCCUCCUUUGCAGCAUAGUGUCCCAGGCCACCUCCCCUCCCCGCCCUGGGUGUUUCCGACGCCACGGAGAGCGUCGCCUGAAAUGUUGUUACACAAGGCGCCGGGGCCUUAUGCAAGGAGAGCGAGGGAGAGACGGAAGGUGCUGCCGGCAGACAGAAAGGAUGCUGAAGACUAUAAAACAAGCCCUCUUCUCUACUGGGCUGGAGAUGCCCAAAUGGACAGCCCUGCCAAACCAGGCUUCUGAUUAUGAAAUUCGACAGUAUGAACCAGCCAAAUGGGUUUGCACAUCUGUUAAAACUGUGGACUGGGAUUCAGCUAUCAAUACUGGUUUUACUAAGCUCUUUAAUUAUAUUAAGGGCAAGAAUGAAAAAGGAGUAAAGAUAGACAUGACAGCUCCAGUGACAUGCUAUGUGCAGCCAGGUGCUGGCCCAUUCUGUGAGUCCACAACAACCGUCUCUUUUUACGUGCCACCUCAACACCAGGCAAAUCCACCUAAGCCAUCAGAGGCAGAUGUCUUCAUUGAAACGAGGCCAGCAAUUACUGUGUUUGUCAGAUCUUUUGGAGGAUUUGCCAAUGCUAAAAAGAACCAGGAUGAAAUACUGGCACUUGCUGAAAGUCUGAAGCGGGAUGGAAAAACUUUUCAAGAAAAGGUCUAUUAUACUGCUGGCUAUGAUAGUCCAUUUAAAUUGCUGAACAGACACAAUGAAGUUUGGCUUAUCAGGAAAAGCUAAAACCUCAACAAUUCAGAUUAUAGCCUUAAUAACCAUAAGUGCCCUUAACUAAAUAUAUUUCCUAAUAUUUUCCUACUUAGCCCAUUGCCUUAAUAUCUAUCAGUGCCAAUAUAAUACUUGUUUCGCAAUGUUUAUAUAUAACUAUAUAAUAAAACUUCCAAGUGGUUUACAAAAAUGUAAGAUGGCUGUAUAGGUUGCUAUAGUGUGGCUGCAUGUGCAGCCAUGCAUCACAGUGAACAUGUGACCAGACUGUCUCUUUCUGCAGGCAAUUUCACUGUCCUUAUAGCUGGCUCAACUCCACUGACGUCAGUAUGGGAACAUUAUAGCUUCUGAACUGCUAUGCAGAUUCCAUACUCCUAAGGCACGGGUAGGAAACAAGACAUAAGCAGUUCUCAGUUGAUUAGGGUAGCGGAAGGUAGGAAUGCACAGGCCCUGAUCUCUGAUUUUAACUAACGCAUGUUGAGCACAAGAUUCCUGCAUUGCAGAGAAUUGGACUCGAUUACCCUCGUAGUCCCUUCAAUCUCUCCAAUUCUGUGAUUAUAUGUUCCUUUUUACUGCAGCCUUUUAAAAACAGUAGUUAAAGGGUCCAUUUCAAAAGGAAGGAAGCCAGGCCUCUUCAGAUGUCCUGUAAUAGUUAUGGUCUCAAUGGCCUAAUUACUAGGGCAUUAAGGACCUCCAUUGUUGCCCCUUCAGUAAUUACUGAAUCAGAUUUUGGGGUAGGAAACUGAUGCUUUAAUGGGAAAAAGGGGCUUACUGUAACCUUUGUAAUACUUUUAAUAAUAUUUUGUAAAUUUUUUAUCCAUAUUACUUCUCAAAGUUACAGGAAUCAUUUAAAACCUUUACCAUUUUGAUAUCUAAACUGAGACUAAUUUAGAUCACGCUGACAUCAGUUUUAAGUUUUUGCCUUUGGGCACUUGAAAGGAGGGGGAAAUGGCCCUCAAACCAAUUGGAAUUUGAUGUGCCUGCCUUAAUGUUCCUUCUCACAUUAUAGAUACAUCAAGAGAUCUUUCAUAGAAACCUAUGUGCCAUGUUGCCACAGUGAAGAUGCAGUGUAGGUCAACUGGAGGGUGGUGCUGGAAUAGCCACUUACAUGGGCAUAUUUUCAUGGGGAAGACAACAUGUGGUGCCCAUUCUCCAGUACUUUAUAUUAAAUGGACAAACUGGUAAUUUUCAGCACAUUAAAAUAUUCAGUUAUUAGGCUUUUGAGGGCUUUUCGCCUUUGGAAUUUUGUAAGGUGCUAUAUAAUAAUUUUUAAGUUGUAUAAAGUGUGACUUUUGUAAAACCAAAAUGUUAAAUCAAAUAAUUGACACUGAAAACUACCGACGCUGAUGUUGCCAAACUGUAGUGCUGCUCCUAGCAAAUAGAUCAUACACGUGAAGACGUAUCAAAAAUAAUAUGAAGGGGUAGUGUUUACUUGCACAUUUAAGUUUUAAGCUCUGAAAUGUCGCUAGCCAGAAAAGCCUUGUGUUUGUACUGAACACAUAGAUGAGCUUGAAAGUGGACUUGAAACCAUUUGACAGGCUGUCAGUCUUUAGAAAGAUAUAGCAUCUAUGGGAACAUGUGAAUUAACAGGAAAGGCUGAAUGUUGUUACUUUCUUAUACACUUAGCUUUAAAAAAAAUAUUUGCCAGUUAAUGUAUCUGCUAAUGCGAGAUGCUAAUAGUAUGUGCAAUCUAUUUACACUAGCAGCUGUGACAGAUGAAUGGAAAACACAAUGGAUGUUUUCUUAGCACCUGCUCUAACAGAAACCAGCAGCUUCGUUCAGCUGCAGAGAGAAAUGCUACAAAGCUGCCUAUUUCAGUGGUAAUAAUAUAAAUAAUGUGUCCCAUUGUCGCCAAUAAAAUUUGUCAUUAAUAAAUACAACUAAUUUUUAAAAAAAUAGUUUCCUUUGUUCUGAGGAUAUCAUAAUGGUGUAUUUUUCCAGCAUCCAUAAACAUCAGGCUUUGGGAAGCAAAAAGUGUUCAUUUAUCAAUUCCCCCCUUACUUUGUAACAAUUUACAUGUUUUAGAACAUAUAGGACACAACAUGAGUUGGAGGAGAGAAGAGGGGCAACUGUGUAGUUCCCUGAAAGCAACCAUUAGACACACUUAGGGCUGGAUUCAACAAAUGCAGCACACUAGCAGAAGCCCCUGCUAGCUCAAUGGGGUCUUCCUUAUUCCCCCAUGCCUCCCCCAAUCCACUCUGGAGGAUCAGCAGAACCCUCAGAAGAGUAUAUGGGGUGCAAAGAUGGGGGCGGGAUCAUCCUGUUUGGCAAACAGAAAUGCUUGUGCUGAUGGAACGAUGAGAAGAGUAUGACAUUGAAUUCCUCCCUGAGCAAGGAGAGCAGAAAAAACGUAUUGCUGUGCAGCUUAGGAAGCGGAGGCUCAGUCAUGGAACUAUAUAGGGCAUGAUCCACUAAAUCUAAUAGCUGUGAUCCAGUGGCCUCAGUUUACACACAGGGAGAUACCAUUCCUUUUUGAGAGAGGCACACCUAAUAGGAAAUCACCGUAUUUACACAAACAGCUUCUCUUGAAUAGAAAACUGUUAGGGGCUUUAGAUUUUGACCAGCAGGCUCAGUCGCAUCUAUGCCUCCUUGUGGUCUAUGCCUCUUACCCCCUUUAGUAAGACCAUAAGCUUGUGUUCAGACCUACCUAUUCCUCAUG